AUGGAGGAAAAGUGGGAAGGGAAGGUGUCAACAACCCUACCAAGCACUAAACCACACCAAAUUUGGCCACUUUUCAAGGAUUUCUUCAACAUUCACAAAUAUUUUCCUACCCUUUCCAAUUCCUAUGGUGUCCAUGGUACUAAUGGUGAGGUUGGUUGUAUCAGAGUUUGCGUCGGUUCUUCUAGGAGUUUCUUCCUACCAAAAAAGGAUUUUGAUUCAAAGAUCAACGGUGAAGAAUUGGUUAGUUUGUCCAAGGAGAGAUUAAUAGCCGUUGAUGAAGUGAACAAGAGUUUAAGUUAUGAGAUAGUAGAGUCAAACAUUGGAUUAACUUCAUAUGUAGCAACGGUCAUGAUUAGCCAAGGUGGUGAUGAUCAAGGUAAUGAAGGGUGUGUGAUUGAGUGGAGUUUUACCGUUGAUCCUGUUCAAGGGCUAAAAUAUGAGGAUUCGGUGAAGAAGUAUGAAGUGAGUUUGCUAAAGAUGGCUAAAGCAAUGGAAGAUUCUCUUAUUACAAGUUCAUAA
Messenger RNA from Chenopodium quinoa (quinoa), 519 nucleotides. RefSeq names its product lachrymatory-factor synthase-like. The coding region runs from base 1 to 519 and encodes 172 amino acids. The record is from RefSeq and is a predicted model, not a curated record. NCBI's taxonomy places the organism in Eukaryota, Viridiplantae, Streptophyta, Magnoliopsida, Caryophyllales, Amaranthaceae. The transcript has a single exon.